AUCAACAAAACUGUGUGUGACAAUCGAUUGUCAGCUGAUUAAAUGGUUUGCCUGCGGCAACCCCAAUCCAAUUCGCUGCGAAAACUGACAGCUUGACGAACGUUCGUUUGUUUCGUGAAGUUUCGAACCGUGCGACGGUGUUCACUUGUUUGUCGUAUUCACCGAAGACCGCAUGUCUUUUGGAGUGUGUUGCAUAUCAUUUAGCGCGUAAACUAUGUUAUAGAGAUUUUGUUUCGCGCAUCAGCGAACAGUCAGAGAAAGAGAACACCGCGAUAACAAGAAAUUCAAAAAAAUCUUUCUAACGGAUUUAAUUUUUCGUGUGCGCCGGACGUGUUUAAAAAAGUGCUCCGCAUAUUUUGACGACCAGAUUAAAUUGAAUUCCACUUGAGUUUAGAGCUUUUUCUCGUUUUUUUUCUUGUCAAAUUUUUUUUUUUCUGUAAUUUUGUGAACGUUUUGUCAUUGAAUCGUUGUUGAAGUAAAAAAAAUGGAUGAAAAUAUACCGUCAGCAAUACCGUCGCGUGUCACCCGAUCACGUCGCGCAUCGGUGGAAAGUCCGGUGGCUAGUCCAGCUAGGAAGACUCGCUCCCGUACACUCAAAAAUAUCACCGAAAAUGACACGGAGAGCGUCGGUGAUUUGAAUGAUGCUGCAAGUGUUGCUAGCUCCGGAUCGAUGAAAUCAUGCAAAGUGCUAUUGCGUCGCGAAAAUUUCGACGAAAUGAACACAAACACAACCGCCGAUGAUCGUUUGGUUGCGCACAGUACACGUUCACGUCGUAGCUCACAGUUAACCGAAGAAAAUGUGUCGGCGGUAUAUUCGAGUGCACCACGGCGUUCGUUGCGUGCGGGAAGUGUUAUUUCUGAUGACACCGAAUCGACUCAAAUUUCACGGCCACGUUCCGCACGAUUGGCUCAAUCGCAGAAUACACCGAAAAAAGAUAGUGCCCCUCGACCAUCGGCAUCGGCGCGUCGCAGUUCUCGUUUGCUUUCGGAAAAUGAAAAGGCUGCAGAAUCGCCAGCCAAAAUCACGCCGGCUCGUCGCAACACGCGCAGUAGCGUUGCUUCGGAGGAUCAGUUGUCGCCAACGCGGCGCACAUCCAGCCGGUUGACCGAAUCGCAGGGUACACCGAAAUCGUUGAAGACAAAAGCGAGCAAAAUCAAAGUGGAACCAACAACACCACGUCGGGCAUCGAUGCGAGUGAACAAGAGCAUCAUUGCCACCGAUAUUAUCGAUGAAGAGCCAACAGAUGAAGAAAUCGAUGAAACUGUCAUCGAAAAGCCAAGCAAUUCGAAGCAGCCCGUGAAAUUGAGGGAAAAUUUGAUCAUUGAAGUAGACGAUGAGGAUGAAAGCAACGGUGAAAAGAAGGAAAUUGAAAGCAACGCUACGAAAGAUGGUCAUAAACGUAAAGUGCAAGCCGACGAUGAACCAAUUGUCAUUAAUGAGCCAGAGCUCGUGGAUGUCAAUACGAUUCCGGCCGAAGAACGAAAAUCAGCUACUAAGGAAAAGGUAACUUUGUCAUCGGAUUUAGUCAAAUCGCCUCGUGUUGAUGCAUCAAUCAAAUCACCGAUUUUGAAAACGGCAUCCAUGCCAAUGUCACCAGUCGUUUUGAUCGCAACCACCACGUCCCAUUCGCCAAAACUUAACACGUCAUUGCCAGAGGCCCAAACACCGACCUUUGAACCAGUCGAACCAAUGGAAAUGUCCAUGACUGAAGCGAUUGAGCCAACAGGCACUCCGAAAGGUAAGCCACAGAAAAUCGUCGAAAGUUCAGAAACUCCGCAAAUCAAUUCACCAAAAAUCAAAGCAGUGGCAAGUGAUUUGGAUUCAAUGGAUGUGACUGCUAUGGUGAAUGAGAGCAUUUUGUCACCCGCUCCAAUCAGUUCAAAGGAAAGCCGCAGAAAGAGCAAUGUGUCCGUGGCUGAUACAACACAAACGGGAAGUGAUACGAUUGAAAGCGACAAAUUGGAUGAUAGCCAAAGCAACCAAGCAUCAAGUGCGAAUGUUCCAAGCAUUGAACCAGAGGCCAAGGAUGGUGUGGAAGAAAUGGAAGUUGACACUGAACCAGCUCCGGAAGCUGAUAAAGGUGAGGCAUAUGAAGAAAUGAUUAUUUCGAACAAACCUCUCGAAAAUAUCAAACGUGCAGAGUCGAGCACACCAAAAUCUAAGGCAAGUACAUCAAAUGCCAAUGAAUCGUUCGAUGUGUCACCUUUAGUUCAAGAGGAUGAAAAAUUAACACCAACGCCACAGUCGACAAAGAAAUCAUCAAAACGACAGUCGCUGAACGAUACCGUUCAAUCAACCGGUUUCGAUCAAAUGGAAGUGACUAUUUUGGCUGAAGAAUCAACUAAAAAAACGAAAAAGAUCAAAUCGGGUACGCCAAAGGAUUCGCCCAAGCCAACGGCUAAAGAUACACCUGAGAAGGCAAACACGCCUAAAUCAAGUGCAAAAACACCACAGAAAGAAAAGAGCAUUGAUCAAGAAGAUGAAGAAAUGUUCGAUGAUACAAGCGAAAUGUCAAAGACCAAAACACCGGUAAUGUUCCGCCCACCGCGAGAAUCCACAUUUGGUGGAAUGUCGGUGAGCUUGAGCGAAGCGAUAAACAAUCUCGUGGCUGGUUUGGAAACCCCCGUAGCAAACGAACAAAAUGAUCGUCCCACAGCCGUAACAGAAACAUCAGUUGCUGCCAAAGAAAUUGAUCGUCAAAUUGAUGAAAUUGCUGAAACAAUCACACCAGUCAGUGCCCAGAUAACUGAUCUUCGUUUUGAAGAGAUUGUUUCGGAAUUGACUCCGACCACAUCAAAGGCUGAUGAACCACAAGCCUUUGAUGAAGUUCAGGAAGUAACAACCGAAAAGAAUGACACAGCAAUUGGCAAAGACAAGGAGGAGAGCAUUAUUGUCGAACCAGAUGUGUCAGUGGUGGAUGAAACGCAAGCAGAACUGGAUUUAUCAACACCCAUGGAUGAGGCUCCACCACAAAAAAGUACUGCCCCCAGUUCGAAGAAUGAGCGAAAAUCAGUUCAAAUCAUGACGCCCGUUGGUGAUAAAAAUCAGAAAAUGCUCAUGAAACGAAUUGAUACGCCGUAUCCCGGUGAAAAGUCCAUCACGGAAGCAACCGCCGCCAAUCGUUCGAAGAGCGACGAACGCAACAAGAAACGCGAAGCACGUGCCGAAGCUAGAGAAAAUCUUCAAAUAUUACGAGAUUCAUGGAGUAAAUCGAUCAAGCGAAACUCACUGUCAAACGAGCCGUCAAAACCGAUCGAUGCCUUGGGUACUGCCGAUACCAGCAGUAAAAUCGAUGAGCAACCCGCAAAGAAGGCAGUGCCUGCACGCAACAAUUGGAAAGGUCUGGUUGAUAGCGAAUCGGAGCCAGAGGAGGAUGAACUGAUUCCCGAAAGUGAUGAAGGUAGCGAUAAUGAAGGCGAAGAGGAAGAAGAAAGUGGAAAUGAAUUCGUCGAUGAUGUUGUCGAGGUGAUUGAAGAUUAUGAAUCGGGUGAUUCCAUGGACGAGGAAGAAAGACGUGAAAGAGAAGAAAACGAGAUUGAUGAAGGCCAAUACAUCGGCAGUGACGACACGGAAGACGAGGAUGAGGACGAUGAUUAUGAAGACGAUGGAUUCAUUGUGGAUGAAGGAGAGGAAACCGAUGCAUCGCUGUCAGAAGAGGAAGAGGAAAUUGUGGUGGUUCCGAAGCCAAAACGCAGAGCAUCGCGCAUCAUUGAGCCGAGCAGCUCUGAGGAAAGCGAUGGUGAAAGUACUGCAGAUAGCAAUGAUAUUGUGGCCGUUUCAGUGGAACUUGUUCCCGAAUCGGUUGUUGUGGUUCACCGCAAUACACCAGAUGCUGAAGAACUGGUCGAAGGUAAAACAUUCCCCACCACAUACUUGAUGCCUAUGGAGGAGGAUGAGGUAAAAUCGACCAAGACUACCAAGCCUGUUCAGUCGAGCGCCAAAGAGGCCAAAGCAAACCGCACUUUGGACGAAGAAAGACAAACAGAGGAAACUCGUCGAGAAAACAAAGUCUCAGCUCAAGCUGUUGAACCAGCCACUUCGUCAAAUGCGAAUGAAUCGGUUCGUGAAAAGCGAGACGAUAUCAUGUUUGUUUCAGACGAAACAGCUUCAGAUAAGGCAAUAGAGCAGAAGGAAACUCAUAUCGAGAAAAUCGAAACAACAUUGCAGCCAACUGCCUUGUCAGAUGGCAAAGAGAACCAAACGGCUGCAAGAAAACCAAAGAAGAUUGUGGUCAAGCACCGAGCCUCACUUCCGGGCAUUGAUCGCUUGCCAAAAUCGUCGAUCGUCAAGAAAAAUAGUCGUGCGUCAUUGGGUGAUUUGAAUCCAAUUGCCCAAAACGUGAGCAUUACACAGCUCAAAACGCAGCCUAGCAAAGCAAAGGCUAGUGAAAAAUCACAGAGCCAGACGAAAAAUCGUGUUAGCAUGUCGAAUAACGGGAUCGCCGUCGAACAGGAUGAAACUCCAACCGCAAACGUGAGCUUGAGAGCGAAAGACUCAAAGAAUGCUGCGUUGGAUAUUUCAGCCGAGGAAAACAACAACAAUGAAAAGGCUUCAAAGAAAGGUGAAGCUGUCCUACAAACACAAAGUGAUGAAAACAUUCCAACAACAGAAGCAGAAUCAGCAGUAGACAGUGACACUGUAACAUCAACCUCAGAGAAUGUGGCAGAAGCAAGCGAAAAGAAGUCGAAAUUCAAGCGCAAAUUCAUCGAAAUCGAUAUUGAUGAAGAGGUGCAAGUACGGCCGAAGUCGAAGAAACUGUUGCGAAUCAUCAAUACGGCCAGUGGUCAGUUCAUUGAGGAGCCAAUGACACCAGAGAAGAAGAACAAAUUUGGUUUCCGAGAGGCACCACGUACCCCAGUUAAUCACGACUUCAAAGUUCAAAAGCGUGUCCAGUUUGCGCAGCCGGGUCGAUCAAACAAGCGAAAGAGCAUGUAUCUGAAUGAAGAUGAAGAAGUCGAUUUGCUAUUACCACGGCCAAAAUGGAAGAUCAACAUGCAAUUCGAUGCAGAGCAACCGAAGAAACGACCCCGCAAAUUGGAUUUGGGUUCAACCGAAGUCAUUCUCAAACCGUUGGAGCCCAAGAAAAAGAAAAAGCAAACCUAUCUGGUUCCGGUCGAAUUGGGUCGAUAUCGUCACAACAUUUUGAAUCGUGCCGGUAUUCCUCGCCAAGAUACCCGUGCUCUGUUGCGUGAACGACAAAAACGAAUGGCCUACAAAUAAGCCAGUUUAUCGUUCAUUUUUACUUUUGAAUUCCUUAUAAAGUGGAUUUUGUUCUAUUUUUAAGUCAGUUAAACAUUAUAUUGAAUCUUCUUAUGAAGUUGAACGAAACACAAAAAAAACAAUCGCCAAGCAACAGCUAUGCGCCAUGAAUCCUAUCGUGAUUUUCACAUGCUGAUUUGAAGGUUGUUAAGAUAAACGAAAUAUUAAAUUUAACACACCAAGACAUACAUACAUACACUCAUACAUACAUUGAAA
Messenger RNA from Sitodiplosis mosellana (orange wheat blossom midge), 5476 nucleotides. RefSeq names its product mucin-2 (gene sle). The transcript is spliced from 8 exons. NCBI's taxonomy places the organism in Eukaryota, Metazoa, Arthropoda, Insecta, Diptera, Cecidomyiidae. Bases 485 to 5221 code for a protein of 1578 amino acids. The record is from RefSeq and is a predicted model, not a curated record.